UUUUUUGUCCUGCCGCCGGGGGCCAGAUCCAAUUUGUUGGGUGCGCUGACAAUACCACGACUUCCACCACAACGACCACCACCACCGUUUGUGUCUGCCACAAUGGGGAGCUUGAGACUUCGGGGUUCUGUGUUGGGCACGAGGCGGAAUACUGCAAGAGUUGUGACGAGAGUUAUCGCCUGCGAAUGGACUGGCCCGAGACCGGUGAACAUGGAUGCCAUCCCAUAUGCGAGGGAGUUACUUGUCCAACGCCAAACCUCACGGACAGCGCAUACUACAUAAGCAGGCUGGGUGACACCUACUGCAUUGGCCUUUCCCAAUCAGAAGCUCUGCAGGAAGGCGUUUUUCCAGAGGCCAGCUGUCUUGCCGGCUGCUGCCAGCAAGGGUGCACUAAGCCUGCUGCGGACUCAGAGCUGGAAAAGAGGUAUGUGAGUGCUUUGAGUCUUUUUUUUGGCCUUGACUUGGAUGGUGAAGUAAAUCUGCUUGAAAUGCCUUAAACCUGAUGCUGACAAACAGAAUACUAGUUUUUGGUUGCGAAAAAGCGACUUUUUUUUAUAUCACAGGGUGGAUACUGCGGCAGUAAACUGGACUCAGACGCUAGCUAGUGACGCAAUGCUUCCUCCUGUCUCCAGCGGCAACGCGAUCGCCUUUGCAGGGGCUGUCUGUGACGGGGCGCAGUUCACUGGUGAUUCGCCGCGGUUUUUUUGUCCUGCCGCCGGGGGCCAGAUCCAAUUUGUUGGGUGCGCUGACGAUACCACGACUACCUCUACCACCACAACGACUACUACCACCGUUUGUGUCUGCCACAAUGGCGAGCUUGAGACUUCGGGGUUCUGUGUUGGGCACGAGGCGGAAUACUGCAAGAGUUGCGACGAACAUUAUCGCCUGCGAAUGGACUGGCCCGAGACCGGUGAACAUGGAUGCCAUCCCAUUUGCGAGGGAGUUACUUGUCCGACGCCAAACCUCACGGACAGCGCAUACUACAUAAGCAGGCUGGGUGACACCUACUGCAUUGGCCUUUCCCAAUCAGAAGCUCUGCAGGAAGGCGUUUUUCCAGAGGCCAGCUGUCUUGCCGGCUGCUGCCAGCAA
Messenger RNA from Amoebophrya sp. A120, 1089 nucleotides. The record is from the annotation of a GenBank genome assembly. NCBI's taxonomy places the organism in Eukaryota, Dinophyceae, Syndiniales, Amoebophryaceae.